Messenger RNA from Effrenium voratum, 1062 nucleotides. Lineage: Eukaryota; Dinophyceae; Suessiales; Symbiodiniaceae. The record is from the annotation of a GenBank genome assembly.
AUGUGGUGCCGACGCUUCGCCAGUAUCUUGCAAAGGCCCGGCCUGGGGCCGGGUGCGCCGCUUUUGGCCAGGCAGCCCGACAUCUCGGCAUCCCAGUUGGCCUGCAGGUGGUCUGGCUCCUAUUCUCGCAUCAUGAAGCGGAACCGGCCGCCGUACAUCGACUUCGAGACAGGCUUUCCCAAGGAGGAGCUUCCAAAGCAGAGCGUCAUAGCAGCGUUUACCUUGGCAAAGCAGCAGAAGCUGGAGAAGCUUUUAGAGGCCACUCCGCAAAAGACCUUCCGCGGCCGAGUCAUCAAGGGGCUAUCGACCGGGAGAAAGCGGCACUCGGGCCGCAACGACGUGGGCAGGAUAACUACGCGGCACCGCGAGGGGGGCUGCAAGCAGCGCCUGCGCUUCGUGGACUUCAAGCGCGCGCGCCGGGACAUCCCGGCCACGGUGCUGCGGAUCGAGUACGCGCCUGACCGAUCCUCGCACAUUGCGCUGGUCCAGUACGAGGAUGGCGUGCUGAGCUACAUCCUGGCGCCUUUGACGUUGCGUCCGGGGGAUCAGGUGCUGUCUAGCGAGACUGCGAACAUUGUCCCUGGAAACAGCCUACCGCUGAGGCAUAUUCCCGUGGGCUCUAUCAUCCACAACAUCGAGUUGCGGCCAGGUGCUGGUGGCCAGUUUAUCCGUGCUGCUGGAACCUUUGCGACCAUCAUCACGAAGGAUCCCAGGUUCGCAACCAUCAAGUUGCGCUCCACAGAGAUCCGGAAGUUCCCCCUGGAAUGCUGGGCUUCCAUUGGCCAGCUCUCUCACCUGGAGCGCGCCAUGCGCUUCAAAGGAAAGGCCGGGGUGAACCGCUGGCUGGGCUGGCGCCCCUCGGUGCGCGGUACGGCCAUGGAUCCGCACAAACAUCCCCAUGGCGGCGGCACCAGUGCAAAGCACACGAAGAGGCCGCCGGUGUCGCCCUGGGGCAUCGAGCGUACUGGCUACAAGACCCGAUCCCCGCUGAAGCCCUUGGGGCUCAUUGUGCGGCGGAAGCUGCCCGGAAAGAUGCAGAAGAAAUUCGGCAUCGCCUCCUGA